UGCCCUCGAACGCACCAACGGCAUCCUGUGCUGUCCAGUGCACGGAAUAAAGUUGAGCAAAGUGAAACAGUAGCGGUACGCCACACACGCACGCGCACGCCCCCCAAACCCCUAGAGCGGCCGCCAUAGGAUCGAGCAAGAGAAGCAGAAAUGGAUCAGCACAAUGAGCAGCAUCAGGAGGAAGACAACCUCCUCAGAGAGCCGACGGAUCAGCACGAGGAGGAGAGCUCUGCAGAACCGGCAGGUCAGCGCUCCGUGGAGCCGACGGACCAGCCCAAGGCGGAGGCGGCGGCGGCGGAGGAGGAGAGGAGCUCCGACGAAGAGUCCAUGGCGGGCUCGUCGCUGUUCGUGCACCCGUGCUCGCUGCUGCAGUACCUGGCCCGGGCCUUCGCCAGCUGCCUGGGGAUGCAGGAUUCGUUCGGCGGCAUGACGAAGCGGAGCGCUGCAGCUUCUCCUGCAUCUGUCGAUUCGUCCCGGGAAGGCGAGGCGGACAGGGACAGGAGCGCCGGCGCCACUGGAUUCUACAUGCAGGAGGUGAUCACUCGCGUGUGGGCGGUGAGGAGGCCGCGGCCGCCGGGCAACGCGAGGGAAGGGAACGGCGGAAAUGGAGGUCACCACCACUAGCUCAGCUUGCAUGCGUCGUCUCAAUCUUGGCGCAGAGUGAGAGUAGGUUGCCUAUCUGAGUAUUACUUGCCUACACUCCUACGGUACUCUUCUUAAAGCAGUUUGUAUGUAAAGAUGUUAACGUAGACUUCGCUGAUCGUAUCUUCAAAUAAGAACCGUGCCUUGUAUAGGCUUGCACUGUA
This is a messenger RNA of Lolium rigidum, 806 nucleotides long. RefSeq lists its product as uncharacterized. Lineage: Eukaryota; Viridiplantae; Streptophyta; Magnoliopsida; Poales; Poaceae. The record is from RefSeq and is a predicted model, not a curated record. The transcript has 2 exons. The coding region runs from base 151 to 624 and encodes 157 amino acids.